This is a messenger RNA of Carica papaya (papaya), 2032 nucleotides long. Lineage: Eukaryota; Viridiplantae; Streptophyta; Magnoliopsida; Brassicales; Caricaceae. The record is from RefSeq and is a predicted model, not a curated record.
GGCAUUCCUGGUUAUAAGAGAGAGACAAUCUGACUUGUUGGUUCUCUGGUUUCACUUCACUCGCAAGCGCUGGUAGCUCAUUUCGAAGGUUAGGGUUGGGGAUUCUCGGUUAUUUCGUUGACGAAGGAGAAGGAAGCAAGCGAAAAGUAAAAAGGAAAAAGAGAAGUAGGAAAUGGGGUUCUCAAUGCAACCAUAUGGAAUACAAUCGAUGCUUAAAGAAGGGUACAGACACCUCUCUGGUCUUGAAGAGGCAGUGCUCAAGAACAUCGAUGCGUGCAAGAGCCUUGCCGGAAUUACCCGCACUUCUCUUGGCCCCAAUGGUAUGAAUAAGAUGGUUAUCAAUCAUUUGGACAAGCUCUUUGUCACAAAUGAUGCUGCUACCAUUGUGAAUGAACUUGAGGUUCAGCAUCCAGCAGCCAAGAUUUUGGUAUUAGCUGGCAAGGCCCAACAAGAAGAAAUAGGUGAUGGAGCAAAUUUGACAAUUUCAUUUGCCGGGGAGCUUCUGCAAAAUGCCGAGGAGCUUAUCAGGAUGGGUCUGCAUCCAAGUGAGAUCAUUAUUGGAUAUUCCAAAGCAAUCAAUGAGACCAUUAAAAUCUUGGAUGAGCUCGUUGAGCAAGGUUCUGAAAAUAUGGAUGUGCGUAACAAGGAAGAAGUUGUUUAUCGGAUGAAAUCUGCUGUUGCAAGCAAGCAAUUUGGCCAAGAAGACAUUUUAUGUUCUCUUAUAGCGGAUGCAUGUAUCCAAGUUUGCCCAAAGAAUCCAGCUAACUUCAAUGUGGAUAACGUUCGUGUUGCAAAGCUUUUGGGAGGUGGCUUGCAUGAUUGUACAAUAGUUAGAGGGAUGGUUAUGAAAGGUGAUGCUCAAGGGAGCAUAAAGCGGAUGGAAAAGGCAAAGGUUGCUGUGUUUGCCAGUGGUGUUGAUACCUCUGCAACUGAAACAAAAGGCACUGUCUUAAUUCACAGUGCUGAGCAGAUUUCUAUGGACAAUGGUCUCAUACAAAUUUCAUUCCUCAUGGGUACUAACAUAACUCUUAAGCUUAAUUUGAAGCUUAGCCAACCAAACCCAGAUGACUUGGGGUAUGUUGAUUCAAUAUCAGUUGAGGAAAUUGGUGGUUCAAGGGUUACUAUUGUGAGAAAUGAAGAAGGUGGAAACUCUAUUUCUACUGUGGUUUUGCGGGGAAGUACUGAUAGCAUAUUAGAUGACCUUGAAAGAGCAGUUGAUGAUGGAGUGAAUACAUAUAAGGCCAUGUGCAGGGACAGUCGGAUAGUACCUGGUGGUGCUGCUACUGAAAUAGAGUUGGCUAGAAGACUGAAGGAAUUUUCUUUUAAAGAAACAGGAUUGGAUCAGUAUGCUAUUUCCAAAUUUGCUGAAAGUUUUGAGAUGGUGCCAAAAACCCUAGCUGAGAAUGCUGGGCUAAAUGCAAUGGAGAUUAUAUCGUCUCUUUAUGCUGAACAUGCAUCUGGAAAGGCAAAAGUGGGCAUUGAUUUGGAGGAAGGCACAUGUAAGGAUAUGUCAGAAAUGAAUAUCUGGGAUCUCUAUGUCACCAAGUUCUUUUCUCUCAAAUAUGCUGCAGAUGCUGCCUGCACGGUGUUACGUGUAGACCAGAUUAUAAUGGCAAAACCAGCAGGUGGCCCAAAGAGAGAACAACCUGCAGGGAUGGACGAGGACUAGUGUCAUUCUGUCAUUUAAUUGUCUUGUACCCUUGUUGGUUGCCUUUGAGUUGGUUAAGCAUUUAUUUGUUUCCCUUUCUGAGACCGAAAACAUGUCAGAGAAAAUUUUGUUUAGUGAUAGAGAAGGGUUAACAUUUGAUGCUUGUAUAUUCCACCUCUAAGACAAGGUUUAUGUGGAAAAUCAGUGGUAUGAUCGUGUCGUAGUCUUGAAAUUGAAAUCCUGGCAAGUGAGUGCCCUGGUCGAUUUUGGUACUAAUUUUUAGUAGUUCCCUUUUUUUAAAAGGGAAGUAUGCUUUCUUUUUUAAGGGUGGAUUGUCUCCUUGUUUACAGCUUCGGAUAUUGUUAAGCUAGGAGUCUUAUUUUU